AGGGAGCGUGGGGAGAGAGACACAGUGAGAGAGCCGGGGGAGAGAGACACAGUGAGAGAGACGGGGAAGAGAGCCCAGCUCCAGCGGGACUGUGAGCGGCGGCUGCUGUGCGGAGCAGCAGCGCUAACGCUGCUUCACAUCUGAGCUCCGAGUCUGUUAGACGUUCACAAUAUCCGUAGUUUACCACUCGGUUUGAACACCGAGCUGUCGGUUCAUUUGUGUGUGUGUGGGUGUGUGUGGGUGUUUGUGGUGACAUCGUUUCGGCUCCUCCUGUCAGUCAGUCAGUCAGUCUGGUGAAUCGUUAACACCUCUGUCGAGAUUGAUCUCUAGCUCGGCUGUGGUGGGCUCUCUGCUGCGCCGGGGGGCUGAGACGGUUGAAACAGAGAGCAGUGUUUCGGUUUGAGCGCCAUGGCCAAAGCGGAGUCGAAGCGGAGCGGCGCGGCACUGCUGGUCGCCGGUAAAUCCGGCGCAGACGAGCAGGUGAACGGCGCGGCCGAGCUGCCUGUGCCCGGCGUCAGGGCUGCCAAAGCCUCCACCACAAGAGAGGCCACAAGCCGCCGGAGCACCGAGAGCGAAGUGUACGACGACGGCACCAACACGUUCUUCUGGAGAGCACAUACCCUGACUGUGUUGUUCAUACUGACGUGUGCUUUGGUUUAUGUGACCCUGCUAGAGGAGACGCCUCAAGACACAGCCUACAACACUAAGAGAGGGAUUGUGGCGAGUAUUCUGGUGUUCCUGUGCUUUGGAGUAACACAAGCCAAAGAUGGUCCUUUCUCACGUCCACAUCCAGCCUAUUGGCGCUUCUGGCUCUGUGUUACCGUUGUUUAUGAGCUCUUUCUCAUCUUCAUCCUUUUCCAAACUGUGCAGGAUGGGCGACUAUUUAUGAAGUACAUUGACCCAAAGCUGGGUGUACCUCUGCCCGAGAGAGACUAUGGAGGAAACUGUCUCAUUUAUGAUCCCGGAAACACCACUGACCCCUUCCAUAACAUCUGGGACAAGAUGGAUGGCUUUGUUCCUGCUCAUUUUCUUGGCUGGUACAUUAAGACAUUGAUGAUCAGAGACUGGUGGAUGUGUAUGAUCAUUAGUGUAAUGUUUGAGUUUUUGGAGUACAGUCUGGAGCACCAGCUUCCAAACUUCUCAGAGUGCUGGUGGGACCAUUGGAUUAUGGAUGUACUGGUGUGCAAUGGAUUGGGCAUAUACUGUGGCAUGAAGACCCUCGGCUGGCUUUCUAUGAAGCCGUAUCAGUGGCAGGGCCUAUGGAACAUUCCUACAUACAAGGGGAAGAUAAAGCGCAUUGCAUUCCAGUUCACUCCUUACAGCUGGGUAAAGUUUGAGUGGCGACCAGCAUCUAACCUUCGUCGGUGGCUGGCAGUGCUGGGCAUCAUAUUUAUGUUCUUGCUGGCUGAGUUGAACACAUUCUAUCUGAAGUUUGUGUUAUGGAUGCCUCCAGAACAUUACCUGGUGCUGCUCCGACUGGUCUUCUUUGUGAACGUGGGUGGAGUGGCCAUGAGGGAAAUCUACGACUUCAUGGAUGACCCGAAGUUCCAUAAGAAGCUGGGUCAGCAGGCAUGGCUGGUUGCGGCCAUCACAGUGACCGAGUUCCUGAUUGUGGUGAAGUAUGACCCCAACACCAUUAUGCUCCCAAUCCCCUUCUUCAUCACGCAGUGCUGGAUCCUAGGCAUCCUGCUCAUCUUCACCUGGACACUGUGGCGCUUCUUCAUCCGUGACAUCACACUCCGUUACAAAGAGACACGAAGGCGUAAACAGGAGAAUUCAGCGGAGCGGGAGAGGCCCCCUGGCAACAGUAACAGCAAUCCUGUGACCGUCUCCGGCCGCAGCAAACUGAACGGCAACACGGACACCGUACGGCACCGGAAGUCUUGAGGAAAGGGGUGUGGUUUAACACUGCGCAGCUGUGACACACACACACACACACUGUGUGAAUGUGUGAAUGUGUGUGUGUGUGUGUGUGUGUGUGUGUGUGUCUAUGUCUAUGUCUGACUUCCCUUGACUGUCUGAACCAUUCCAACGCUGUUCAACACACGCAGACUGGUGGUGAUGGGUGCCAAUCAUUUAUUACAUGACGGGGAGACUUCUUGCAUUUUGUAUCAGGAAAAAUGUGCUUGAUAUUAUUGUUACGUUAAUCAUUUUUGCAUGUAUUUUAGUUAAAGCUGUCAUAUGCUGUAAGCUGCCCCUGCACAUACACAGCAUGACUGACUACUCUGAAAAGGUGUGUGUGAGAGAGAGAGUGAGAGGGGGAGUGAAGGGAGGAGGAGGAGGAGUGUGCAUUAUAUGGACACUCCAUUUCUGAGGUUGCCUUAUAGUGCGUUCUGACCAGACUAUUCACGUAUGCUUGUAAAUGUGACUCCAAUGCCAUGGGCAUAGGAAGGGUUUUUUUUUUUAUUUGUUCUUUUUGCUGCUAUGCAAUAAGACACUAGAGUACAAUUUGCCUCUACACAUGUUGUAGUUCAUUAGGCUUUAACUCUAAAGAUCUCUGUGCUGGAGAACUGCUGUUACACAGAUUAACAUGCUGGAACACACAUGAACAUUGAUCUUUUUUUGCAUUAAACAGGGAAGAAUGUUCUCUUAGGAGAAAAGUCACUCUUCUGAUGUUGGUUAGGUUGUUAUCCUCCAGAGAAAGUGAGGUAGUGUGUGCUUCAGCAGCGUAGCAUUUAUUUCACUGGGGUUUUAAUCUGCUAAACUGACAAGACUGUAGACACCAACUACAUUUAACUUAUAUGAACCUUCAUUCACACACAUGCAUAUGUCCAGUACUGUGCAGAGGCCUUGCUUGAGAAGGUUAUAUUUAAAAAGCUAUUUAACUGGGCGUUUAUUCACUUAGACACCAAGAGUAUAUACAAAUAAUUUUAAGACAAUAAGUAUUGACUUUAUGUAUGUCAAUAUGCGACAAACCUCUCUUGACAACCCGGUAUGAUUUGUGGUUACCAGUCUUUACCUGGCUUGGUUAAACAAUGCUUCGUAAAAAUUAAAUCAGUGCUAAUGAUGGAAUUUAACAAAUCCAUAUAAUGGCUGAGGGCAUCAGGGAGGAGUUAGGAGCCAAAGUUUGUUCCUCACACAAAGCGCUCAAGAGCUGGAUCCAAGUGACAAGUUUCAUUGAUUUUCUAACUGGAAAGUAGUUUACUCAUCCUCUACAGAGAACACACUUUUGUACAUUUUAACACACAAUGACCAUAUAUUUGUUGAAAUUAACAUAUUGGGCGAAAUAAUACAACACAAAAUGUGGCAAAUACAAAGGUUAAAUGUAUGCAUAUAUGCAUAUGCAAAUAUUUAAAUUUGUUAUCUGUAGAGGAUGUUUAUUUUUUAUUUUUAAAAAAUACACAACAUGUAAUAUAAGCAGUGGUGUUCAAACUUUCAUACAUUGUUACAUACUUUCUUUUUGGAAGCAGGAAUUUCUUGGUAUUUUUACCGCUUUAUUGUUUGUUUGUUUAUUUAUUCCAAUGUUUCACCAUGUUUUACAGUUAAAAAAAUACAUAGUGCCCAGAUAAAUGUUUAAACAGUUUUAUUUAGGUGCCUUUUUUGCACAGUACUGAACACGCAUGCAAACAGACUGAGAGAGGAGUAGUCACUGAACUCACAGGACAGAUGGUCAACCUGGUUGGACCAAAGUUGGGGGGGGUUUUAGGAGCGGUGGGGUGUGCUAUCCGUUCACUACAGCCAAUCCCUGUGCUCAGGGUGACCUCUCUACCCCUCCUGUAAGUCAUUAAUGUUAAAGCGUUUUUUACACAUUUAUGCCAUUGAUGUCUGCUUGCACCUGUGAUCUGUGUGAUCAAAACUCAUCAGCUCUUGUUCUCAGCUGAGUGUUAAAUAGCCUCACUUUAAAUGGGUAAGAGAAUAUUCCACACUCGUGUUUUGUUCUAGCUAAUCACACAACUGCAAAGUGCUGUGCGAAAUCAGCGGACCAUUGUUUCCAGGAUGGUGCUAGUUGUUGCGUAAUCUAAAAAAGAAAUCUGUCCAGCGAUGCCAGAAGCAGUCAGAUAUAUUCCAGUGUGAGGCUGUUUUCUUCCACUUUGAGUGGUGAAAGGUUUGAAAGACCUAUUGGGUGACAGGGUAAGUAGGGUUCUACCUGCUGUGUCAGAUGUUUUCACCUCAAAGGCCGAGGUGAUUUGGAAUCAGACUGUAUGUGUUCCAAGGGGGAGGGGCUUAUACAAUUUUGAGAAGUUUGUAUAAUUUUGGUUUUCCCCUCUAGUCUGCUGUGCCAGUGUGUUUGUGUUCGUGUUCAUGUGUAUUUUAAAGAUUAGGAGAAAUGUACAAACUGUCCAGAACUGCCUCAAGUGACGUAGAACACGCUGAUGCCAUUAUACUCUUACUGUGAAUGUAAACUGAUGACCUAGAUGUUUGCAGAAUGGGGCUGUUGGAGCCCUCAAUGCAAAAUUUUACUGCAUAUGAACUGAAUUUAUGUAUUAUGCUAGGUGUAUUUGUUUUUUUUUUUUUUUCUUGAUGUAAUUUAGUGGCAAAAACAUGACAUUCUUAUCAAAGUCAUUGUUCUGUAUUAUUUUUCUUCUUUUUACACAUUUAUCUUUUAUUUUUGGUUAACUGGUCUGAUGAAUUCUGUUACUGUCCAUGAAGAUGUAUGAUUGAUGUCUGUUGUCAGGGAGUGGGGAGUAGAUUACUAAAAGGUCAUUGAUAACUGGAGUUUUCCAUCAUGAGAUCAUGCCUUGUGACUUUGCUACAGGCUCAGGCAUCUCUGAGGCUCCUGUCCUCUGAGCACUGUCACUGUGCCUUUGAGCAAGGCACUUAAUCCUACAGUGCUCCGGGUCUUUAACCUAUUCCUCUUCUACCCAUCACCCCCGACUUGAAGGUGUGCUUGCAGAGGAGAAUAGAAGGUGUGUACAUCGGAGUAUGUUCUCAAAAUUUCCUCAUUUAGACUGAGCAGUGAACUCACCGGCUUAGCCGGUUUGUGUUGGAGGCUUAAAAGAGGUUAAAUACUCUUACUCCAGAUGCCAUGAGUCUGCAGGCCUGCCCUGACUCCAACAUGGGUGUCUUGCAUGAUAAAGAUAUUAAUAUAAAAAAGACAAGAAAUACUGUGUGUAUGUGUGGGUCUGGGAUUUGUUCUGGGUAAAGAAUGCCGAGUCAUUUCUACUAGAUUGGGUUAUGUGAGAAUAUCUCAUAGUAGUCUAAACAAUAAAAGAGAAAGUGGAUGUGAGUCAUGUUUUAUAAAGAGAAUAAAUUCAAAUAAACGACAA
Molecule: messenger RNA, 5207 nt
Organism: Pygocentrus nattereri (red-bellied piranha)
Lineage: Eukaryota; Metazoa; Chordata; Actinopteri; Characiformes; Serrasalmidae
Gene: ptdss2
Product: phosphatidylserine synthase 2
Exons: 12
Coding region: 409-1887 (492 amino acids)
Biological process (GO): phosphatidylserine biosynthetic process
Molecular function (GO): L-serine-phosphatidylethanolamine phosphatidyltransferase activity
Source: RefSeq, a predicted model, not a curated record